UUUUGUGUGUGUUAUAUAACUCCCAAAUGUAAAGUUUUGAGUUCUGCUGCUGCACCGAGAACCAUACUCUCCCAAGAUGAAACCCCUUUUUGUUAUGAUCAUCUUCGUCAUCACCGCGGCGGAAUCGGCCUCCAUUCCGCACAUUCCACGAUUCCCCGGCCAAUCCGCCGGCUCCAGACUCCGAAACCAUGCCGCUGCAACCCAUCACGCCUCCAAGUACGAUACGCGCUACUUCCAUCAGCGAUUGGACCACUUCAGCUUCGCCGAGGCUCCCGGCUUCAAGCAGAGGUACCUUGUCGGACCCUCAGCCGGCCUCUGGACACCGCCGUCCCCCAUAUUCUUCUAUUGCGGCAAUGAGGGUGACAUCGAGUGGUUCUCCGACAAUACCGGCUUUGUUUGGGAGAUCGCUCCUGCUUUUUCCGCCCUCGUUAUCUUUGCUGAGCAUCGUUAUUAUGGGGAGUCUAUGCCCUUCGGCAGCAGAGAGGAAGCAUACAAGGAUGCCAAGUCUUUGUCAUACCUUACGACUGAGCAAGCAAUUGCCGAUUUUGCUACGUUGAUCAUUGAUUUGAAGCGAAAUUUGUCAGCUGAAGACAGCCCAGUUGUUCUGUUUGGUGGCUCCUAUGGUGGAAUGUUGGCUGCAUGGAUGAGGCUUAAAUAUCCACAUAUUGCUAUCGGUGCACUUGCUUCCUCAGCACCCAUUCUGCAAUUUGAAGAUAUUGCCCCUCCGGAGUCAUUCUAUGAUAUUGUUUCCAGUGAUUUCAAGCGUGAAAGUAGGAAUUGCUUUGAUGUUAUAAAGAACUCUUGGGAUGUGUUGGAAGCUCAAGGGAAAUACGAUGAUGGCCUUGUUAAACUUAGCAGAAAAUUUAGGCUAUGCAAGGAACUUAACAACACACAACAGCUUUCAGACUGGUUAGAUUCUGCAUAUAGCUAUCUUGCAAUGGUGGAUUAUCCAUAUGCCUCCAACUUUCUUAUGCCUUUGCCGGCAUACCCCAUUAAGGAGGUUUGCAAAAAAGUUGAUGGUUUUCCAGAUGGUGCCGACUUUCUGGACCGUAUAUUUGCUGGAGCAAGCAUCUAUUACAACUACACAGGAUCUGUUGAUUGCUUUGACCUUGAAGAUGAUCCUCAUGGGAUGAGUGGGUGGGAUUGGCAGGCUUGUAGCGAGAUGGUCAUGCCCUUGUCUAGGAGCAAAGAAAAUAGCAUGUUCCCUGCAUACGAAUUUAAUUACUCUGCCUUUGCGGAUGAGUGCAGUCAGAGCUACGGUGUAAAGCCAAGGCCUGCAUGGAUAACCACAGAAUUUGGUGGCCACGAUAUAAGUAAAGUGCUAAAGAAAUUUGGGAGUAACAUCAUAUUCUCAAAUGGAUUGCUGGAUCCUUGGAGUGGUGGCGGUGUCCUUCAAAACAUAUCUCAUAGCAUAGUUGCCCUUGUUACCGAACUGGGUGCACAUCAUAUCGAUUUGCGUGCUUCGACGAAGGACGAUCCGGAAUGGUUGGUCGAGCUCAGGGAAAUGGAGAUUAAGCUAAUCAAGGGCUGGAUAGAUGACUAUUUUCAGGAGAGGGCUUCUUAUAGCCUAUAGGAUUACUUCAUGAGGCAUUUUGGCUUCUAUUCUCCCUAAUUCUGAGAAGUAAUGUAUGUAUAAUUGACAAGGAUUGAUGUAUAUCACUGUAAAACAUUAGGGAGAUUAGAAGAGGGACCGUUUC
Molecule: messenger RNA, 1697 nt
Organism: Phalaenopsis equestris
Lineage: Eukaryota; Viridiplantae; Streptophyta; Magnoliopsida; Asparagales; Orchidaceae
Product: lysosomal Pro-X carboxypeptidase
Exons: 10
Coding region: 77-1573 (498 amino acids)
Biological process (GO): proteolysis
Molecular function (GO): dipeptidyl-peptidase activity; serine-type exopeptidase activity
Source: RefSeq, a predicted model, not a curated record